AUGGAGCGCCGUUGGGUUCCUCCGCCGCCGCCGCUGCUGCUGCUGCUGCUGCUGCUGCUGCUGAGCCUGCCGGAGCCCGGGCGCGGCUCCCCGGAGCUGGAGCUGGGGGGAAAGCACGUGUGCGCGGCGGAAGAUAGUCUGCCGCCCGCCCUCGUCUGCUGCCCGGGAUGGAAGCAAGUGGGGCCCGAGUGCCCGCUGGCCCUCUGCUUGGGCGCCGACGCCUGCCAGGAGCGGGAGAUCUGCGUUCGCCCGGCUGUCUGCCGCUGCCGCCCGGGCUUCUUCGGGGCCAACUGCAGCGCCCGGUGUCCGGAGCAGUUCUGGGGUCCAGACUGCAAGCAGAAUUGCCGCUGCCACCCCCAGGGCAGGUGCCAUCCAUCCAGCGGAGAGUGCAGCUGCCACCAGGGCUGGUGGGGGCCGCUCUGCCAGUCGGCCUGCCUGUGUGGGCAGCGAGGCCACUGCCACCCCAUCACAGGCAGCUGCCGGUGUGAUCCAGGCUGGUGGGCCCCUGACUGUCGAAGGCAGUGCCAGUGCAAUCUCUCGGGCUCCCACUGUGACCCGGCCACUGGCCGCUGCCUCUGCCGUCGAGGCUGGUGGGGCAGGCGAUGUGCCUCUCUCUGCAGCUGCAGCGGAUCGCCUUGCGCCCAGGAGUCCGGCCGAUGCGAAUGUAUGGCAGGAAGGUGGGGGGUGGCCUGCCAGCACUUUUGCCAGUGUGUGCACGGCCUGUGCUCCCCUCAGGAUGGACGCUGCACCUGUGACGCUGGCUUCAGGGGCCCCACCUGCACAGAGCCCUGCCCUGAGGGGACCUAUGGACCCCAGUGUGCCCAUAGCUGCGGCCACUGCAGGAACCGAGAGCCCUGCUCCCCCACGGAGGGGGCCUGCCUGGCCUGCGACCCCGGCUGGAACGGGACCCACUGCAGGCAGCCGUGUCCUUCGGGGCUGUAUGGAGAGAACUGCACCCAGCUGUGCCCCCGCCACUGUCUCCAAGGAGAGGCUUGCCAACCGCAGACAGGACGAUGCCGGAACUGCGAGGCAGGAUUCAUGGGGGCCAGGUGUGAGGCCCCCUGUCCCCCCGGCUCCUUCGGAGAGGGCUGCCAGUCCUCUUGCCCCGACUGCUUCCACGGGAGCUGUGAUCCUGCCUCUGGGACCUGCCUCUGCCAGCCUGGCUUCUGGGGAAGCAGCUGCAACCAGACGUGCCCGGAAGCCUUCCAUGGCCCCAACUGCUCUGCGGCCUGCCCCUGUGCAGGGGGACGGUGCCACCCUGUCUCCGGAGACUGCCCCUGGGAGGUCCAAGGCCAGGGGGCCCUCCUCGCAGGCAUCCUGGGGCCCCUUCUGCUCCUGCUGGGCCUCUGCUGCUGCUGCUGCUGCUGCCGCCACCGCCGCCAUCCCUGCCGUGCGGCAGCCUCUGCAUUCAGGGCACCAGGGGCCGAGCAGGAUCUCUUCCUUCCAGCGAAGCACCGCCUAAUGGCCAGGCUGCCCAGCCUCCCUUCCAGCUUGCCCUGCUUCUCACCAGGGGGCUCAAAGCUUCCACGGGUGAUAGUCGCCCACCGAGACCCAGAGGUCCCCUUCAACCCCAGUUUCAUCGAACAAACGUCCGCGGCCUGGCCCUCGGACGGCUCCUUUGGCUCCUCCUCCUCCGAGGGAGUCAAUGAAGAAACGGGGGGCCGCGAAGGGCCUCAGUCUGCUCUCCCUCCCAGUGAAGGUAGGAGUGUGAGUGGGGGGAGAGGCAGGGUCCCCUCCCCAGUAACCCCACAUCAAUCUUGCCAUCACCGCUUGCCCAGAGCAAAGCAGUUUUAGCAAUCCCCGAGUGUCCCACUCAGGUUUCGCUGCCGACCCCUUGGG
Molecule: messenger RNA, 1839 nt
Organism: Thamnophis elegans (Western terrestrial garter snake)
Lineage: Eukaryota; Metazoa; Chordata; Lepidosauria; Squamata; Natricidae
Product: scavenger receptor class F member 1-like
Exons: 10
Coding region: 1-1794 (597 amino acids)
Molecular function (GO): scavenger receptor activity
Source: RefSeq, a predicted model, not a curated record